Molecule: messenger RNA, 1503 nt
Organism: Colletotrichum phormii
Lineage: Eukaryota; Fungi; Ascomycota; Sordariomycetes; Glomerellales; Glomerellaceae
Exons: 6
Coding region: 1-1503 (500 amino acids)
Source: RefSeq, a predicted model, not a curated record
AUGUCUCUUUGGUUCCGGAUCCGAGUCCUUGGGCCUGCUAGACCUGUCACGCCCUGCACUGCUUGCACUGGCGUCUCAUUUGCAUCUGUAGCCAUCCACGAACCAAUAAUUCGGCAUGUGCCGUACAGUCGCAGCCCAGGACUAUGGAACUCGGAUGCACACCCGUCACGGUUGUCUCGUGGUCUUCAGACUUUAAUAGAGUUACCCAGCUAUAACAUCAGGUGGCAUCGUCUUCAUGCCCCCGUGGUCACUCUGUUGGGCCAGGACACGGCUCACCGCAACUGCAAUCUCAAUGGGAACGCGUUUCAGCAAGACGCCAUCAUCUCCUUCAAGGGUUGGCAAUAUGCCGUGUUCUACAGUAGUUGUUCUCCCUCAGGUCCGGAGAACGAUCUUCAGCUAGAACCUCUCUUCGUCUAUUUGGCUCGGCGUAAACUGCCUGACACUGAGUGGCAGACGAUAGUUUUUGACGAUUAUCGCCAAACUACUGACGAUGGCCAUAAUACCGUACAGAUGGGCAUCUGUCCGGGCGAUGGUACCAUUCACCUAUCUUACGACCAUCACUGUGACGUCUUGAGAUACCGAUAUUCUAUAGAAGGCAUUGCCAGUGAUCCAGAACGAUUUCGAUGGAGCAAAGACGUGUUCACUUCGACUCUCGAUCAUGUUCCCGGAAUUGACCUACCUCACGAGAACUUCGGCUACGUUACCUACCCAUGUAUUGGUACCUUGGGAGAUAACAUGUUCUUCUCCAUCAGAAAUGGCAAAGCUGGUCUCGGGGACGACCUACUGUACAUAUAUCGUGCCGCAACAGGCAUCCAGAACAACCCAUACGUUCAUGGCAUGGACUACCGUGAUGGCAAGCUACAUACCACAUGGGUAUAUCGCGGCUUUGUCCACUACGACGGUUGGGAUGACCCUCUAGAUGCGAAGCACAAGCAACAAGCUGGACCCAAUGGUGCCGAAAACAAUCACAACAUAUGCUAUGCUUAUAGCAAUGAUGGAGGGUACACAUGGAAGAAUGGGCAAGACGAAUCGAUCGCUUCGUUGAAAGAGGGAGGCUCAAUUACACCUGAUUGCCCCGUCCUUGUUGCUUUUGAGAUCCCCAAGGGGCGAGGUUUGACAAACCAAGAGGCCCGGGCAGUCGAUCAGGAGGGCGGGAGCCUAUGGAAGCAUUACUAUCGAUUUCCCCACGUAAGAACAUGGACGCAGAAUAUCAUCGGGCCGGUACCCAGUCCUCGACGCGGCCGUCUAGCCAUCGGCAAAACUGGUGAUCUCUUUCUGAUCCUUCCCAACCCGACCAAUUCAUCCCUCCGCAUCCUCAAAUCAUCAAAAGCAAAAGCCUACGCUGACGCAGUAGAGAUCUGGAGUGGCGUUGGGUUCAUGGGUGAGCCGCUUGUGGAUAUCAAAAGGCUUGAGGAGGAAGAUAUCCUGUCCGUCUUUGCCAUCGCCAAGUCGGCGACCUCAUCCGAAGACCGCCAAGUUGUCGUCCUCGACUUCCGUAUAUAG